CAUGGUUGGGCGGAAGCAGAUUGUUCAUCCACCGCGAUGCUGCUCUCUUGGAGUAAAAAGAUCUUUGAAAACCCGCUGAAAAAACCUCCAAUUUUACCCCCUAAUAACCCCAAAACCACCACAAAACUUACCGAAUAAUUCUAAUACCAUGGAAAGUGGAAAUCGAGAUCUUAUGGAUAUCUUACUACGGGGAGAAGCCAACGAAAGUAACGCACAAUCCGCCAUUGAGGGUUUUGGACAACAGUUCUCUGCUCCAGUUUCGAUGUCUGGAAACGUACAACAACACUCUCUUACUUCCCCGAUGGGACAGCAAGGGACUCGCUUUCACGCAAUGAGUCCAAGUCAAAUGGUUCCUCAGAGCUCGGUUGUAUCUAUGAUGCAACCAGACUUAAUGAGCUCCCAGUAUUCCCAACCUUCGACGUCAUACAGCGAUAGUAAUUAUCAGACCUUUCAGGAUUAUUCAAGUCAACAGCGAAUGGCCCAUUCGCAGGCCACGUCACCCAUGGGUAUGUUUCAGAAUUAUGGACAAAAUGGCAGCUUUAUGGGGAGUAUGGGCCAAUAUGGUGGACAAAAUAGAGUCAUGGGACACCAAGGAGGCAUGUCGAAUCAAUAUCCUACUUCCACUAGCGCUGUUAAUUAUGGAAAUGCGAAUUAUUAUUCUGAGGUUUAUCCCUCGGUACCACCAAAAUCCCCUGUGUCACACCAGCAAAUGCCAGGAAGUGGUUAUACGAUGCCAGUCGGUGGCAAUGGAGGAUCGUACCCAGGGAGUGGGUAUGCAGGACAGUCGUCAAUGUCUCCCAUGCAGAAACAAAUGGGACAGUCGUUCUUUUCUCCCAGAUCACCUGCUGCUAGUCAAAUUCAUUCGUCACCUAAUGUCACUGGGAACUAUCCUGGACAACCACCCACAUCUCCCAUGGCACAACCUCUCGUUGGCCAUGCGCGGAGGUCCUCCACGUCACCUGUUUCACCAAUGAUGCCACAGGGUAUGCCAGUUUACAGCAUGCCCCAACGACAGCAGCAGUAUACACCAACUUCAAGCACUACCACACAGAGUCAGCUACAAAGAUCUUGUAUGUUUGCUCAGCGACUAGAGAAAAUGUCUGCCCAGCACCAAUACCAAGCACAGAUGGGGUCAACAACUACCCUUCCUGGACCUACGAGUACUAACAGUAGAAGACCAUCAUUUCCUGGACAACAGACUCCUCUUCCAGGAAAACCUCCUAUGAAAAGUCCAACUGGUUCAGUAUCACCAGCUCGCCACUCACCACCAUCACUUGGCAAGUCUCCACCGCCAUUCAAACCUCUAAGGUCGCCUCCCCCUUAUCAAGCAAAGAAAUCGCCACCAUCAUUUCAAACUCCUUUGAAACCAGUUCCUUAUUCUCCUCAGGGAAAGAGUGAUACACAUAAAGAACAGAUGACAUCUGGUGCUAAUGAAAUCACAACUAUGAAAAAAGCAAAGAAAAGUAAAGCCGAAAAAUCCAGUAUGCAGAAACUAGAAGAAGUGGCUGAAAAAGUUUCACCGCAUCUAGCGGAGGAGUUGUCUCACGCCGUAGGAGAUGCAAUAGAGAGAAAACAAAUGAAAAAGAAAAAUGAUACAAAAAGUGAUGAUAAUGAGCAAGAAAACUCUGCGGCUGAAGUAAAAACAUUAACCUCUACCCUAGAAGACUCUUCAAAGACCAAGAAAGAAGAGAGUAAAGAUCAAGCGCUGGAAGGGAAAAUUUCUGAAAGUUCUAACAAUGAAAAGGAAGGGAAAGACGAAGAAUGCAAAAACAAAGCUGAUGAAAGUAAAAUAGAAAUAAAAGAUUCUGAAGUGAGUAGGGUUGAAGAAGAGAAGAACGUUCUAACUGAUGAUAAAGAGAAGGUCAGCAAUACUGAAACAGUGCAGAACAAAGGGAAAUUGAAUCAAGAAAAUGGUGAAAGGCAGAAGAAGGACAAGGUAGUUGAAAAACAAACAGAAAACAAAAUUGAAAAAGUGGCAGAAAAUGCUGAAAAAGAAGUUGAAAACGAGAUUGAAAGAGCAGAAGUGGAAGAUAUAAAGGGAAAACAGAUUGAAAGUGUUAAUGGGAAAGAGGAUGAAACUAAGAAUGAAAAUCAAGACACAGAUGCAGACAAAACAAGUGAAAAAACAAUUCUGGACAAUGCAAAAACAGCAAAAGAAGAAAGCACAGAAAUGCAGGAGACCAGUAAAAUAGAAUCAAGUAAAGAAACAAAGAUUCAAGUUGAAAAAAUCGUAAUAGACUCCAAGCCAGUCAAGUCUUCUCCAUCAGAGAAGUCCCCACAGCAUGAAGGAGAACUGUCCAAAGACGUAAACAUGGCUACAAUUAGUAAAACGCAAGUGAAACAAUCAGUCAGUAUAUCGAGGAGUGGACAUACACCCACCAUUCAAGCGACUGUCAUUGCUAAGGGUCAGUCAGCACAUUCCAAUCAACAGGUCCUUGUUGCUAAGACAGCAGGGGGGCAGAUGUACUUGAUACAGGGGAAUGUAUUGAUUCCUGUGCAGAACAUCACAGUACAGCAGCCGAAAGGAGAGAAGGGGAAUAAAGUCAUCUGCGUCAAUCAAGGUCAAGGGAAGUCAUCACAUGUCAUGGUGGGAAACAUAACUCCUAAUCUCCAAAAAGAAACCACUCAUAAAGCACUCAAGAGUAAAGAAUAUGUUGGUGAAGACGAUGAUGAUGACUUGGAUAAUGAAAUUGAUGAGAAAAUGGAAAUUGAUUUGGCUUGUCGAGAGAAAACUUUACUUUCACCUACAGCAGAAAUGACUGAAAAUGAUAUCUUGCAAGAACCAAACACCUCAACCGUAUCUAUUCAGACUGAAAAGCAGAUAAUUAAAACCAAGGCUGGAUUCCAGAGGGUUAAGAAUACUACAGAAACUACUAAGUCAGGACUCUCUUCUAUUGACAAUGUUUCAAAUAUUGCUAUGAAAAAAGAAAAAGAACUGUUUGGGUUUGAAGAAAUGGGAGAAAGUUCUUCAGAGUUGAGAAAACGAAUUGGUCGGCCACCUGGAAGCAAGGACAAGAACAAGAGAAGGCCAUAUAUGUACAAAAAAAUACAACCAAUCGAACACCAAGUACCAAAACAAAAUCCUUCCUCUACCACAACUAAAAGUCCAAGCAAAGAAAAAUAUAUUUCGGAAACAAGAUCCCACAAAAGACCACAUUCAAUUAAUGUUCCAACUGUAAGCAAAGCAACUAAAAACAAUUCUAAAAGACCUAAAAUAACUCCCCCACCCAUCUCCCCCACAAAAACCCUUUUGGUACAGCCGAGAGGAGGGGUAGAUGGCGAUGCAUGGGUGUGUGCAUUUUGCGGCAAACCAUCAAACCAUAACUCUCUCGGCAUAUUAUAUGGACCUUAUAAGGCUAAACUUUCGCGUGAUAUAUCUGAUAAAGACUGUCGUUCACCGGACAAGGUCAUGUCACCCGGCAGUAGAUUACCAGAAUUACCGACAGAUUUAGAAGGAAGUUCUGUUGAGCUUUGGAUACAUAAAGACUGUGGGGUGUGGUCACAGGGGGUUUACAUGCUUGGUAGGACAUUAUAUGGCCUUGAACAAGCCGUGGAAAGUGCAGCAUCUCAUAACUGUUCUACAUGUACAGAGUUAGGAGCAACGCUACAGUGCUUUAAAAGAGGAUGUACUUCAAUAUUCCAUUUUGCUUGUGCACGCGAUUCAGGUUGUGCAUUUAUAGAAGAUAAUUUUACCAUAUUUUGUUCUGCGCAUAAGGUAAGCAAAGUCUUGUAGCCCUAAAGAGAUGAUUAUGGUUAACUCCCUGAUGAGGGGCAGUGGAGGAAAGUCAACAUUCUCAUCAUCAUCAAAUCACCAUCAUCAUCGCUAAUCACCACCACCACAAGUAUGGAAGUGGCCCAGCUCAAUGGCAACUGAAAAGUAUAUGAAGGUGCCCCUGGCAGCCACUAUACAGUCCACUUAUGACCCCGGGGCACAGCCUAACCAGUUUGAAUUAGUUAGGGUUGAUUUGAGAGGAUGGAGGAAAAUCCCUCAGAGUCAGAAAGAGAAGCAACCAACUCAGCUGACAUGGGGUGACUCAAACCCCGGACCUCAGAGGUGAUAGGCACACCACCACAUCAUCCUGAUUCCGUUGAAAUACAUUCAUUCAAACCCUCCCCCAACCUCUAAAGGGUGUGGUUGUUUGCCUCUAGUCUUCCCAUUAUCCUCUGAUUAUGGUACCACCACCUUACGUUAGACCUCUUUACCUUGUUUUCCCAUUUCAGACCAUGUGUAAAUAAUCUCUUGACAACAAGAUUCUUUGUUUAAGUUGUAUCCAUAUUCAUGUGUCUUCUUGUAUGCAACCGUUAAACAAAGAAGUAAUACUCAAGGGAAUGACAUGUGGUAUGAAAUGGAGGUCUAUUUCUCAAGAAUCUAACAGGCAUCUUUUUAUUGUUAUGUUUCAGUAAGAAAACACAGUAUUUCAGUGUCUUAUUUGUAAAGUUUAUACAAAGUUCUGGCUUCGCUUGCUUCUUGAUGUGUUUUGCAUGUAUGUAGUGAUUAACAGCUUCCUGGCUCGUAAUUCAUAUGUACAUACUGGUGACAUAGUGAGUAAAGCUCGUAUGAAUGGGAGA
Messenger RNA from Actinia tenebrosa (Australian red waratah sea anemone), 4569 nucleotides. RefSeq lists its product as uncharacterized. The record is from RefSeq and is a predicted model, not a curated record. Lineage: Eukaryota; Metazoa; Cnidaria; Anthozoa; Actiniaria; Actiniidae. Gene Ontology annotation, biological process: regulation of transcription by RNA polymerase II. Gene Ontology annotation, cellular component: nucleus.